GUGUUUUGCAUGAUACCCUCAUAGUUUCUUUUCCAGGCCUGUCACUUUUCAUACGACCGACCGACUGACGAGUGACGACCCCGCUUAAGAGUCCCGAGUUGACGAUAAGCUCUCCUCAGUCUCUCUUCUUCACCUUCACCUUGUUCAAUCUCACUCACCUUCUUCGCCCCCCUCUUCAACUAUCUUCAAUAUGAUCGACCCUUUCACCGCCCUAGGUCUGGCAUCGGCCGUCCUUCAGUUCAUCGACUUUGGAUCUACCGUGUACGGGGAGUACAAAAGGCUCCGCAACGGCAGCCUGAAUGGCAACAAUGCUCGGGCCGUAUCUAAAUCGUUCGAAGCGGCACUCAACGAUCUCACCAACGUAAAUCGCGUCUUGAAAUCCACGCCAAGGCUUCACAACGCAUCCGAAACAGAAAGUAUCCUAAUACAGCAUGAAGAGGCCAUCAACUCUCUCCUCGACCAAGCCACGGACAUGGCUGAGGACUUCCUAAACCAAUUACAGUGCGACCCAAACCGCUACGGGUGGAACACCCUAGCGGAGGCAAUCGGCUCAGUCAGGACGGAAGGCGAACUCGACAAGUUCAAGGAGAAGCUGGAUGGCUUCAAGCGUGACUUGGGUAUCCAUGUCCUCGCCAUGGUAAACGCCAAAGUGGACCAUUACGGCAUGCAGCACCACUAUGACCUAGCCCAGCAACGAGAGGAGAUUGUCCAGUUACGGCAAGACAUCCACCGCAUAAACGAGAACAUCGUCAAGAUUGUAGCCUUCAACCAGAGAGGGAUCAAGUCGGGGAGUAGCACACCAAUCUUUGAUCAGCAUGCAAGAACGGCGGCCGAGGCAAAGCAGGGUGGUGGUCCGAACCCAGUGAUUGUAGCUGCUAUGAUCACACUGGCUAGUGGUGAGACGAGGUUCAUCUAUCCUCGCGCAAAGGCCAUGGGGGUAAAUGGCAGCGGCAGUCACCAGCAACUCGGGCAUUUCAACAAGGGAUCGGAAUCGGGAUCCUUCGAGGACGCCAAAUUCGACACCGUAUUGCGCCUCUCAUCCGACCCCGGGCUCAUGGGUCAACCAGCAGGAGCAGAAAUGGAACACGUCCCCACAAAGGACUUCGCGACCAUCAGCAAAGCCGUCCUGGACAUGCUUCACUUCCGACAAAUCACCGACCGGUUCGAGUCCGUCAAGACCCCGUACGAAAGCACCUUUUCCUGGGUGUUUUCCCACCUCAACAACCCCAGCACCUUCGACAACAUUUGCAGGCCCUGGUCGAAUCUGUCAGCCUUCCUCGAAAGCAAAGACGAAAAGGACAAGUGCUACUGGAUCAAAGGCAAAGCCGGCUCGGGGAAGUCUACUCUGAUGAAGUACAUUGUCAGCGACCGCCGCCUCCAACAACACCUGCAACGAUGGGCGGGGCCAUCCGACGACUUGAUCUACGCCAACUUCUUCUCCUGGCAUUUAGGGACAGACGACCAGCGGCUCAUUUCCGGCCUUAUGCGGUCGCUUCUCUAUCAAGUGCUCUGUGCCAGGCCGGAUCUGAUAGCAACCAUCAUGCCGGAGAUGUGUCUUGAAGCCGCCAAGAGCCGCAACGGCCAACUGGAAACUCCAUCGGGUUCGGAGCUGAGGAUGUGGUUCGAGCGGUUGCUGCACGCCACGGCGACGAAUGUCGGAAAUUUUCGCCUGUUUAUCGCCAUCGACGGGAUUGAUGAGUUCCAAGGCGAUCCAGAGGAGCUGAUCCACUUGAUUCGCAACACCAGAGGAGAUCGGGUCAAGUACCUGGUAUCGAGCAGGCCGAUGCAAGCGUGCGCCAAGGCGUUUGGGUCUUGUCCGAGUCUGAGGUUACAGGACCUGACGGAGGAUGAUAUCCGACGGUACACGGAGGCGAUGCUGGGCGAGCAGCUGCGCGAUAAGGGCGGCGAGGACUGGUUUAGGCUGGUGAACGAGAUUGUCAAGCGCGCCGAGGGUGUGUUUUUGUGGGUGGCGCUAGUAAUACGGUCGCUGCAGAAAGGGUUGCAGAAUCAUCAUGAUAACCUGAAGGAGAUGCGGAAGAGGCUGGAUCAGCUGCCGAGCGAUAUCGAGAAGCUUUAUGGGCAUAUGCUGAAGAAGAUACCGCCAGAUUACAAAAAGAACGCGGCCAAGCUGUUCCGGAUCGUCAUGGCGAGCAUCGACAUUGAGCAGCAAAUCCGAGAGCACCCAGUCCUCGCGAUCCAGUUGUCGUUGGCCGAAGGGGUAUGGGAUGAGGUCAAGUUGAUCCCGGAAGGAUCUCUGACCUGGGAUCUGGAAGAGGUGAGAGUUCGAGACAUCGAAGCGAGAGUGAGCAGUCGCUGCCUGGGGCUGUUGGAAGUACACACGCGCAAGGACGACAAGACUCACAAGCCAUAUAUCGACUUCACCCACCGCACCGCCGUCGACUUUCUCCGCGAGUCCCAAAUUGCUAUCGACUUCCUUUAUGGCACCUUGAGCUCCGACUUCAACCCGCAAGCCUACCUCGUCCGAUCCUGCCUGACCCUGGCCAGAGUCAUGCCCACCACUACCCGCUUCGACGGCGACGUCGUGUGGGACAGCAUGCGCACCUGUCUCGAGUACGCGCGCAUAGCCGAGUACAAGAAACGGCCCGUCUUCGACGGCUACCUAGACCGGCUCGACCAGGCCAUGAGUCGGCACUGGUUUGCCGCGCUCUCCUCCACCACUCCCUACAACUCCUCGUCCGACAUCCAUCGCCUUCACCACUGGGCACAAAAAGCCUUCUGGUUCUGGACGGGCCCGAAAGACGUCGACAUGGCCCGCGUCCAAGCCGAGUUCAACCAGUUCUGCUACCCUUCGCUUUACGUCAACAAUGACCCCACGUCCACGUCCACAUCCCUCGACGAAGAGAACCAGCGCCUCCUCGGCGAGAUCGAUCUCGGUUUCUUGGUAGUAGCAAUCAUGUACUCCUUGCCCACAUACCUGCGCACCUGUUUACACCGCCUAAAGGAAGCCGAAGAGGGAAUCGAAGCGACCAUGAAGCGUAAAUCCACCCGCAAGACGCUCAUCAAUAAGAUCGACAAGAUCAAGGGUGGGAAGCAGACGUACGUCCCACCAAAGGUCGCGCACACUGCUACCAGGUUACUGUUCCUUUGGGCGCAGCUCACGGCGGCUAGCAGCAACUUUUGUAUUGUGCCCUGGACCAAGCCGCAUGCGAGGGUGUGUCGGACGUUGCUGGAGUUUGGCGCGAACCCGAUGUGCGAGUUUACUUUUUCGAUGGGAAGCGGCAAGCUGUCGGCGCAUAGGAACGCGUGGGAGCUGACGAGCCAGGCGAUUCUGGUGUUGGUGCAUCCGGCGCUGAGGAAGAAGAACUUGACAGAGCUUUUGCCGAAUCAGAAGGUGAGGGCGGUGUUGUGGAUUACCAACUUUUUCGUCAAGAACGGGGCCGAUAAGGGUAGCAAGGUCCCGUCGGUUGUGCUGCACGGCGCCGGCAUGAAGAAUCUGGUGUUGGAGUGUCCUGGCCGAGCGAAGGAUGAGGAGGCGACGCUGCUGGAAUGGUUGGAGCCAUACGCCAAGGGCCCCGCGACAAACGAGGUGGGCAAGAAGUUGGGCAUGAUUAUGCGCAAGACGCAUAGAGUGCUGAAGGGCGUGCAUAAGACUAAGGGGUGGAGGAGGAGAAAGUCGAGGAGGCCGAAUGGAGAGGGAGGGGAUGAUUUCGAUGAGGAUAGUGAUGAUUAUGGGAGCGAGGAUGAUGACGAUUAUGAUGACGAUAGCGAUGACGAUGGGCGAUCGGUCAUCAUGCCGGCGAGGAGGGAUCGGGGCGAGCAGAUCAUCCUAAGGAAGCCGCUACGAAGAGCAGGGUCCGGAGACACCUUGUUGGACGACGCGAUUGAGGAUAAACCGUUGCCGCCGAUCCCCCGGGAGAGCUCGAUGCUCAGUACUCAGCCGAGUAUGGGCGAGAUCGUCGAUGAGGAUUACGGGAGGGCGAAGACGCCGGUGAUGCACCAUCAGACAUUGCCGGACACCCCUCCACCUUCGGCACCGGAUGAGAUUUUCUUCCUCCCCACGGCAUCGUUUGUCGAACUACCGAACUCGACGCCUCCUAGCCCGACCGGAACCAUCUCGCCGAUUUUGCCCCAGCAGCCCGAACCCGAGCCAGAGCUGGCACCGACCCCUCCUCCACGCCCGCAUGAACCGAGCCCCGAAAUGCAACAGACCCCCCGCUUCCCCGACCUCCCUCGCAUGCCCCUCUCACCACUGUCGCAACGCUUCCCCCUCUCACCACUUUCCCAACGCUUCCCCCUCUCCCCAGUAUCCCCCCGCAUGCCACUCUCUCCCCUCUCCCCACGAACGCCCAUCGCCCCCUCCCCCGCCGACUUCCUCUGGCCGGCCGCCUUCCGCGCCGUCGCCCACCACCGGCGCCAAACCGAGCCCUUCCCCGGUCUCGGCAUCAACCCGUCCCAAGCAACCCUCGUCGACCCCAACUCCGACGACGUCGAAGACCUCUACCCGGACGUCAACCCCCACUCGCGCGCGCCGCCCUCCCCUUCACUCUCCCGGCGCUCCUCAACCGAAACCCUCGUCGAGCCCAAAGCGCCGCACUACACGCGCGAAUCGCUCGGCAAGAAGCCCGACAUGGAACGGCCCGUGCACCCGCUCGAGCUGGCGAUGCAAAGAGGCCAACUCAACGACGACUCCGAGGACUCGGACCAAGAAACGGUGCGGCCGCGCGGCCGGCGCGGGAUGAGAGAUCGGUCGAAUACCAUGACGACGAGUACCACGAGCGCGACGACGACGACCACCGCUACGACGUCUACGACAACGGGUAACAGACACCGCGAGGCGCGGGAGAUGAAGCGCCGAGAGGAGAAAGAGGAUAAAGAAAGGAGAGAAAGGGAGGCAAGUCGGGCUGCGCGCAGGCUACCGGAGCCGAAGAGCGGGAAGGGGGGGUAUGCGAAGUAUUUGGGCCAGACGGGGGCCAAGGCGGCGGCGGUGGUGCCGCAGAAGUUGUUCAACCUCGCGUUUUGGGUGGGCGAUUGGUGCAAGAGGGCUUAUGGGCGGUGUUCGUGGGUGGUCAAGAUUCGCUGGUAGGGAGUGUGGUUCUAGGGGGGUAGCAGGCCUGUCUGUGAUACUGAUGGGACUCCUGUUGAAGCUGGCGGAAGCGCAACUACCUUGCUUACUUAGGUAAAGGUAGUUGUAGCAACCUGAGGCUGAGAUGGUAGGCCCCCCUAGAGGUAGAGAACGUGGAGGACAUGGAUGUUAUUGUAGAGGACGCCG
Messenger RNA from Neurospora tetraspora, 5230 nucleotides. RefSeq lists its product as uncharacterized. The coding region runs from base 191 to 5044 and encodes 1617 amino acids. The transcript is spliced from 2 exons. NCBI's taxonomy places the organism in Eukaryota, Fungi, Ascomycota, Sordariomycetes, Sordariales, Sordariaceae. The record is from RefSeq and is a predicted model, not a curated record.